Messenger RNA from Penaeus vannamei (Pacific white shrimp), 1916 nucleotides. The record is from RefSeq and is a predicted model, not a curated record. NCBI's taxonomy places the organism in Eukaryota, Metazoa, Arthropoda, Malacostraca, Decapoda, Penaeidae.
AUGAUAAUGAAUGCAAAAUGCACCCUUACAGACCUACAAGCCAUGAGGGCCCCGCGCAUUAUCGUCAAACUCGACAGCGCUGAAGAAGGAGAAAGUAACUCAACAGGAGACGCGAAAGACGCCAAAACGGAGGAAGAAGGAGAACGUGACACGCCGAAAUCGGAUGAAAGGAGAGAGAGGACGAACGGGACGAGACACGCCCGCAGGACAAAGGCAUCCGACGAGGAAUUCCAAAUUGAAACAGCUGUUUUCGUGGAUGACGAAAUGUAUGACGUCAUCAAGCAGCAGAACCCCGGAUCAGACACGGUCCAGACGGUCACUGAUGUGGUUUUUGCCAUCAUGAAUGGGGUCCACCUACUGUACAACGCCCCCACCUUGGAGCUCCACUUCACCAUCACCCUCGUCCGCCUUGAGAUCAUCAAAAGUGCCUCCAAAGGUCCUUCUAAAUCAGGGGGAGACAUACAGAGGUACCUGAGCAACUUCUGCUACUGGCAGAGGAACCUGAACCGGCGCACAAACCCCCUGGGGGACCACUCGCCGGAGUUCUGGGACCACGCGCUCAUGCUCUCCGGACUCGACCUGUGGGACAUGCAGCCGGAAUUCGACUCGGUUAUAGGACUGGCGUGGGUGGCGGGCAUGUGUCACCCGACGUACUCCUGCACCAUCAACGAGGGCACGAGCUUCGAGGCCGUCUACGUCAUCACGCACGAGAUGGGCCACAACCUCGGCAUGUCCCACGACGGAUCUGCAGAGGACCAGAACCAGUGCAGCGCCGAUAAGCAUAUCAUGUCAUCUUCUACUGGUCCUGGAAAAGUUACUUGGUCCUCCUGUUCCAACAAAGAACUGCAGGACUUCAUCGAGAACAGCGACUUCCCUCUCUCGUGCCUCGAUGACCUGGCCAGAGGACCUCGCGAACUCGAUUUCCACGGUGAACUCUUACCUGGCGAGCGGUAUACGGUGACCCAGCAGUGCACCUUCGCCCUGGGAUCCUCCUUCAAGCCCUACGUCACGAGCAAGAAUCCUUAUAAUAACGUGUGCCGAGAGGUCUGGUGCCAAAACACGACGCACGCCAUGAGAACCCACCCGGCACUCGAGGGCACCUCCUGUGGCAUCAAGAAGUUCUGCGUGAACGGAGGCUGUACCGACAAACCCGACAUAGCGGCCACGGUACCAACCACGACCCCAGGUACGACUCGCAAGGCCGCCACCACCACGACCCUGCCUACCACGACUGUGUCCAACAAGAAGAAAGUCACCACAUUCUUCGGCAGAAUACGUGACUUGUUCAGAAGGUACCUCUCCCUCAGAAGUGAAAUGCCUCGCUCUGUCUUCCUCCUGUCCUCUUGGAAGCUCACCAACAGAACGGGCUGCACGGCCGAGUGCGGCGGCGGCUGGGUGGAGGGCCAGGUCGCCUGCGCCGCCAACGAGGGAAACGUUAUCCUCGAGGACGACAUGUGUGACCCUCUCUCUCGUCCGGCGGUGAGGGAGGUCUGCAACAUCGCCCCCUGCGUUGGCACUUCCCGGUCAACCACUCCGAAGUUGCCCUCGUCUUAGUCAACCGGCGUCUGAGUUCCUAAUAAAGCGUCUUGGUGUGUUCGCUUGUGGUAGACUGGACGGUGGUUGGGUUGUCGGGCUGUCAUGGCGACGACAUGUGCGUCUGCCUUCUCUUUUCUUCGUCAAAGAUGGCUCCUCUUUCGCGCCGAUUUCUAGAUCUUUGCGCGAAAAUGUGUGCAGCUUUGAGUCCUUUUGCCAGAUCCAUCUCAUGUUUCCGAAACUGACUUUAAAUCAUUACCGUCAUGUUUUCAGCCGAUUCUCCUCAUGGAUUUCCGAUUUUCUGUUUCUUGUUAUACACGCCAAUAUUCUACAAUUUUUUUAUGUUUCGUAUUUGUUAGUACUAUUAUUGGUACUGUACAUUG